AUGGAGCACCAAUGGACCGGCACAGCAAAAAAUGAGGAGACAACUGAGUCACCUCAUACUCAACCUCCACCACCCUAUGAGGCGGUGCAGCAAGAGCCCGUUGAUCUCGAGGGAAUCCACGUCCACGACGACGGCCGCAUUUCAAUUGACGCGAGAUCUCGGCUCUGCAGGACUCUAUCCAGGCUGGUUCCCAGCCCUAAUGUAUCCUAUGAAAGUUCAACUGCACCACCACCAAGCUAUGACGACCUGAUCGCAAUACCUCGGUUCAAUUUGAAUAUCGUAAUCCAGAUUGUGGGCAGCCGGGGAGACGUGCAGCCUUUUAUCGCCUUGGGCACGGAGCUGGGACGGAUUGGCCAUCGAGUGCGCAUCGCAACACACAAUGUUUUUGAGGAUUUUGUCCAUGAAGCAGGACUGGAAUUCUACCCGAUCGGCGGUAAUCCAGCUGAUCUCAUGGCAUAUAUGGUCAAGAACCCUGGCCUGAUUCCGAGUAUGCAUAGUGUACGGGGUGGGGACAUUGAACGGAAUCGUUUGAUGAUGGCAGAGAUUCUUCAUGGCUGUUGGCAGUCGUGUCUGAUGCCUGAUACUGUUACCAAUACCCCAUUCGUCGCCAACGCAAUCAUCGCCAAUCCUCCAAGCUUCGCACACGUUCAUUGCGCCCAGGCUCUGGGAAUUCCGUUGCAUUUAAUGUUCACAAUGCCGUGGAGCGCAACUCGGACGUUCCCUCACCCAUUGGCAAAUUUGCACAAUGUUUCGCCGGAUCAGGAUUGGAUCAAUCGUGUCUCUUAUUCAGUGGUGGAUUGGCUAUCAUGGCAGGGCCUGGGGGGCGUCAUCAAUGAUUGGCGCAAAUAUGAAUUGGAAUUAGAACCUAUAUCCUUUUCCGAUGGCCCCUUUUUGCUGAAAACCCUCAAUGUUCCAUACACCUACUGCUGGUCUCCGGGGCUUGUUGCAAAGCCUGACGACUGGCCCACAAAUGCUGAUGUUUGUGGAUUCUUUUUCCGUGAUCCUCCUGACUAUAAGCCUAAUGCACAGGUGGCUGAGUUCCUCAGCGCCGGCCCACCUCCGAUCUAUAUUGGAUUUGGUAGCAUUGUCAUUGACGACGCAAAGAAAAUGACAGAAAUACUUAUACAAGCCAUUGAGGAAACAGGUGUUCGAGCUAUCAUAUCCCGUGGCUGGAGUAAUUUGGGAGGGCCGGAUCUACCUCAUAUACUUUAUUUGGACGAUUGUCCACACGAAUGGCUAUUCCAGCAUGUGAGUGCCGUUGUCCACCAUGGCGGUGCCGGCACAACAGCCUGUGGUUUGCGUAAUGGUAAGCCGACUGUCGUUGUGCCAUUCUUUGGCGAUCAAACAUUCUGGGGAGAUAUGAUAUCUACGGCUCGGGCAGGCCCCAAGCCUAUUCCACAAAAGCUCCUAGAUGUCCCAACGCUUAACCAAGCCAUUCGUUAUUGUCUGACCCCCGAAGCAAAAAGCGCAGCGAGAGGCAUCGCAGUGAAGAUGCGCGAAGAACAGGGGGUCAAAGCUGCUGUGGCCUCCUUUCACAAACAUAUACCAAAAGGACUUGUUGGAUGUGAUAUUCUGCCCCAGCUUCCAGCAUGCUGGAAAUACAAGCACAACCACAGAAAAUGGCAUCUAUCCAAGGUUGCGGCAGAAAUUCUCCUUGAUAACAAGCUACUAAAUCCAAAAAGGCUGAAGCCGUAUCAACCUAGUCCGAUAUGUCUUGAUAUAAAGCGCUGGGAACCUAUUACGGGGAUAGCAUCUGCGGGAAUGGGGAUGACAUUUGAAAUACUCAAAUCGGGAGGUGACAUCCUAUACAAGCCCUAUGAGGUUUACAAAAAUGGAAGCUCAAAGGGCGCUUCAACAUCCGGUCCUUCACAAACAGGGUCCCCUUGCUUAUUGUCACCAGACUCGUCCGGCUCGCUCCGUAACUCUCGGUCUCUGAACGAUUUGACAGCGACCGGGGCAAUAGAACGAAAAGAUAAAAGCAAAGCUCUUGAUAUGGCUUCCGUCUCGGCUCGCGCCUCAGGACGACUUCUAGGGAAAGUGGUGUCUGGGGUGAUGGUAGAUGUACCUUUGGCCGCCGCCGAGGGGUUUCGUGUGCUCCCCGGUCUAUACGGUAACAAGGUUCACGAAUAUGAAAGAGUCAAAGAUUGGAAGUCCGGAGCAGUCACUGGAGUCAAAAGCUUUGCAGUCGGCAUGGGCGAAUGUUUGAUUGAUCCACUAUAUCAGCCCUAUAAGGGUGCCAAAGAGGGAGGUGCUCUAGGCUUUGCAGGUGGUAUGCUCAAAGGAACAUUCGGGGUCGUUGCUAAGAUGGCACAUGCUUCUCUGGGCCUCGUUGCCUACCCUGGGCAGGGUAUUAAGCGAAGUGUUCAGGCGGCAUACCGUGAAAGCACUCGAAAGCACGUACUAGCCGCUCUCCAUGAAGAAGGUCAAGACCUUGUCAGGCAAUUCAAAGCAAAAGGCAAUUCCGAAGGGCUGGUCAUUGACAAAUUUCUAUCCCAGAUUCGACAGGAUACAUCUGACAAUGAUAGUGAUUAUGUAUAG
Molecule: messenger RNA, 2538 nt
Organism: Penicillium nucicola
Lineage: Eukaryota; Fungi; Ascomycota; Eurotiomycetes; Eurotiales; Aspergillaceae
Product: glycosyltransferase
Exons: 7
Coding region: 1-2538 (845 amino acids)
Biological process (GO): carbohydrate metabolic process
Molecular function (GO): hexosyltransferase activity; UDP-glycosyltransferase activity
Source: RefSeq, a predicted model, not a curated record